AAAAAUUCCUAGGAGAUACACGUAGCUGAGGCUUGAUAACCACAGUUUAUCCCAUAUUAUCAAACCACAGUGGACGGUUACCAAAACAUGACCCGCUUCACAUCUCCUUGGAUGAUGCUCUUUGUGCUCCAGGCCGCGGCGUGGUACAAUCCCGCCUACGCCAGCUACGUUAAUCCGCGCUUGGAUAUCUGGUCGGUCUACGAGGGCCUUUAUAACACGGAAUUUGGCUUUGGCGAUCCCAUGCAACCGAUUUCCAUCCGCAUCGACCUACUCCAGGGCGACAUCUGGGUGUUCAACGCCUCGGUUUACCCCGAGUGUCUGUCGUCCAACACCACUAACUGUGCUACACUCGGCAGCUACGACGCACUGGCCUCCAAGACGUAUCGCAAUGCAUCCGUCUUGACCAACGCCCCGUUUUCGACCAACGUGACGCUCUUGUCCCUCAACGGAUUGAACGCGACGGGAAAUCUUGUGUCAGAUGUCAUCCAGUGGAACAACACGGAAACAAACCGAACCAUCUCUCUUACUAACUUUGUGUUUCUCGAUAUGUUCAACCUGGUGGCCGAAGGCGCGCUUGGCUUAGGGACGACAUAUUCCGGAACUGGCGUGCUCAACUACUUCAAGCUGCUCAAUGUGACCGGCUCCGAGUCGUUUGGGCUCUACUGCGGCUCCAAGUACGCGCAGGCCGGCGAAUUGCACUUGGGGUUUGUGGACGAAACCUUCUUCACGGGCGAUUUGGUAGUGUACGACAUGCUCUCGGUGGCCAACAACCCCUCGCAGACUUCACUUCCGGUGGUGGCUCUUACCGGGAUGCAGGUGGAGUCCAGUACGGGCCAGACGUCAGACUUGAACGUAAACAAUACGUUUCCGAUCCCGGUAAUGUUUGAUACCAGACAGUACUUCAGCUUCUUGCCGUACGAUGCGUUGAUUCUGUUGGCAGUUCAGCUUAAUGCAGUCUAUAACCCAGACAACCACAAGUGGCUCGUGGAAUGCUCUGUCGGUGACAUCAACGCCACAGUUAAUCUCGCAUUUGGCGAUUUGACCAUCAAAGUACCCGUGGCUGAGUUGCUCUACUCAUCAAACAAAAUCUUUGCGAGCUCAGGGAAGCCUGCCUGUACCUUAGCGAUACAGCCUGACUACCUCAAGGGAUAUUCCAUCCUCGGAUCCCAGUUCUUGCACGCGAUGUAUAUGGUUAUCAACCACGAUUCGAAGCAGGUUGCAUUAGCGCAGGCCAACACCGACUAUUAUUAUCCAACUCUGAGCAACGUUGAGACCGGUACAAACACCGAAAUCGUGUCGUCACAGACUAGCUUUUCGGCCUACACCUCUACAUACACCGACUGGGGCGUGAGUUAUGUGCGCACGGAGACCACUUCAGGCAAUACAACCCUACUGAUCCCUACCGACCAUAUUCCGUAUGCGAAAACAAACACGCACGACUUCAGCAAUAUCACGCUAACAGUGGUGUCUGUCACCGCCAGCGAUCCUGGGCUUUAUUCGGGAGGCAACUCCAUGUACAUCUCAAACGGCGAAAUAUACACCGCCGUUGCGGGUGCCGUCUCUACCAGAAUGGCCAGCACGUCUUCUAUGUCCCACUCUACCAACAUUGCUAAUAGCUACAGACCGUGGGAGGUUGAGACCGAAGGGCUAGCCGCUAAGGUCUUUGGGCUUGCGAUUUUUGUAUUGGGACUUUUUUUCUUCUAAGUUCGUCGCUUUCACCUGUCUGUCGUUUUUCAACUUAGCAUGUCAUUUUUGCUUAUUUCUGUUUCGUGUGCCAUUUGCCUUUAAUCAAACCGUUUUUCAUCGUUAAGAACCACUAGCCAGGGAGGACUUGGGUCUUGCUCUAGUUACAGGUUUGUCAUUUUUAUUUCCGUUUUGUGUCUAUCAUUUCAAAAUAUGUAAUAUUGG
Babjeviella inositovora NRRL Y-12698 is the source of this 1908-nucleotide messenger RNA. It is a transcript of the gene YPS7, whose product is annotated as putative aspartic endopeptidase. Gene Ontology annotation, molecular function: aspartic-type endopeptidase activity. Lineage: Eukaryota; Fungi; Ascomycota; Pichiomycetes; Serinales. The coding region runs from base 88 to 1704 and encodes 538 amino acids. The record is from RefSeq and is a predicted model, not a curated record. The transcript has a single exon. Gene Ontology annotation, biological process: proteolysis.